GUAAUCAUGUUUUGUAGCAGAGCUGCCGCGUCGGUGAUUGUCUUCCUGCAUGUAAUAAUAACCACCAACGGGCUGCAAACGAAUUGCAACUCCUCAACUUGUAACGGAACGCGGAACGGAACCGCAUGGGCAAUUAUUUCAAAUGACAGCAGUCAAGAUAAUGAUUUUCCAAAUUUUCUUCAUGUAAACAAUUCUCCUCCUCUAAUACAUGGAGAUAGCAACGAUAUUCAGAAGUCAUCAUCAGACAGCGACAUAGGAGUUAUUAUUCCAAGCACAAUUGGGGCAGUCGUGUGUGUGUGUGUAGCUGCUUUAGUGGUGUGGAAGAAGUUACGGAAAAAACGAAUUUCUGAACUAAUGAGAAAUGGGCCUAAUUCUCAUUCUGAGUCUGAGGUGCUGUUGUCACUUCCAUCUGUUGCUGCUUCAUCUGAAAUUGAAUCGUCAUUUGCAUCUGUUGCUGCUUCAUCUGAAAUUAAACCAUCUUCUGACUCUGCACUUUGUACUGCUGAUAUCACUAAGGGAGGGCUUGUUGUCGAUAAACUCAGAAAAUUUGCCUUGUAUGUUCCAGUACAGCGUAACAUUGCACAUGCUACUGUUUCAGUAAGUUCGUUGCCACUUAACUAUACAGCAAAAUUUCCUCCAGGUGUAUAUCCAUUGUCAUGUCCAAUACGACUGCUAGACACGGGUCUACCAGAUGAUUUUAAGUAUGAGAGACCUGGACUGCUUAUCAUGCCUGUCGAUAACCACCUGUGCAUUCCUCCAAAGGCUUCUAUUAGCCUUUGGCAUAGCACUAAUCCAAAAGAUCCCAAUUUCACAAGACUUGAUGAUACUGAGUGUUAUAUUGAUUCAACCACAAGUGAAGGUCAUCGAUAUGUUGUCUGUUGGUUGAAAGGGCACUGUGAUGUUGUUCCAUGUUAUCAAGUUCCAUACCAACCAUGGGUGCUGUUUGCUGGAGUGUUUGCUGAAACAACGUCUCUUCAUGGUGACACUAAUCUACAUGUGCUUAUAGGCAAUAGUUCUGAAACUGUACAGAAUGAAGUUGAUCGGUUAAGCCCGACUUUUGUUUUGACUCUUCUACCCUUAACUGGUCGAGGGACUGCUGAUGGUAUGAUCAAGUUGGAUUUGGAGGGAGGUUUCAGCAGACUAGAAAUAAGCAUAACACCAUUUCAGUGUGAUAUGAUUUCGGCGAGCGUGUGUGGGUGCAAGAGUGGCACUCGUUUUGUGCACCAUGUUGUGUUUCCUACUCAUUCUUCUAGUCAGUAUGAUGUUCGUGUUUCUACUCUAACCGAUGGUGUUUACAAGCCAGCUGAUCCAUGCAUUUCUACUCAUUUACAUUUGCUGUAUGAAAAUAGACUGGAUUUGGCUCAUUAUUUGUUGUCUCCCAGUUUUGUCCGGAAGCACCAACAACCUCAAUGGGAAACUUGGUCUUUGGCUGACAGAGUGAGAGUGUUAGUCCCACCUUGUUAUCGAAGUAAAGCUCAAACACUUCGAACAGAUGGGACAACAUUGGCUGACUCAAACUAUUCACCCGUUGUAGACUUUAUCGUACGUAUUGGUAUGUCUAGUAACGAGCUGCUUACGCUUGCUCAAAGGUUAAGUGUGGAGGAACAUUUAAGACAACAGUUGGAUGUUGAAGGAGAUACAUCACAAGUAGCUACUGCUAGGCAAGUGGAGACAUUAGUGACUUGUUAUAAGUCCGUGGUUGGCAAUGCAUGUAUAGAGGAAGUUCUUAGUCAUUUUAUGGCACUGCAAGAAUCUUCGUGUCGUGUAGACUAUUGUCAACCUCCAUCAUGUGAUGAUACUAUUUUUCACUCAUUUGCAAAGCUGAUUAUUUGCAUCUUGACUGAGGAGAAUGCACCUUCUCAUUCAGCAAGUUUGUCUAUUGCAGCAGAUAGUAGCUCAGUGACUGAUGUCUUCUUACCCUCUUAUCAUUUGACUGCUACUGUAAAUCAUCUGGAUGAAGUUUCACGUGAAUGUCCCAUGAUUGCUCCACUGUUAAGAGAUCACUUACCAAGAGGUCACCUACUGGAUGAUCAUCUUGCGAUGCAAGUUAGCCCGAGAGAAAGAGUGACUGAUUUAACACUGGACUCACGUUCUGGACCAUUAGCUUGUCAGUCUUUUGUGAUAUGUGGUAGGUCACACCAACUUACAGAGACUGCUGAUGGAUUGGUGCCAGUGGCACCUCAGAUGCAAGCUGAUACCUGUCACAUUGAGAGUCAAGGUCCGAUCAGCAUUGUUGAUAAGUUGCGACAUGAUUAUCAUGACACUCGUGAGAACAACACAAACAAGAGCAACACUGAUGAUAUGUUCCGACGUGAGUACGAUGACACUCGUGACAAUAGCAAGACUGGUCCUAACUUACGACGUGAGUAUGGUUACCCUCCUAUAAAUCACAGACUUGGAGCAACUAUAGAGGAAGAUGCCACUGUUGACAGUCAACAGGGUUACAUAGUAAGUACUCCUGCUGAUCAGAUAUCAUCCAUGGCAACCCCACCUUGUUUGCCCUCAGACCCAGUUUUACAACAGUAACUGAAUUUACUAACAAGAUUGCACAAACAACUUUCUGGUGGGACUGAUUCUUGCUGUUUACAGCUUUGUUAUAUGUGACUUCUAGUUAUUUGACAUCAUACAUGGUGCAGCAGUAAUUUGUGUGGGAACUGGUCUUUUUACUUGUUGUUCAGGUGUUUAUGUUGCUUUUUAGAUAUUUAUAGUGUAGGUCUUAGACUUAGUAUGUAUGUAUGUAUAUAUGUAUGUAUGUAUGGUAGUAUCUAAUUACAUAUCAAAUGUUUCGUUAACAA
This is a messenger RNA of Corticium candelabrum, 2795 nucleotides long. RefSeq lists its product as uncharacterized. Bases 7 to 2526 code for a protein of 839 amino acids. The transcript is spliced from 6 exons. The record is from RefSeq and is a predicted model, not a curated record. Lineage: Eukaryota; Metazoa; Porifera; Homoscleromorpha; Homosclerophorida; Plakinidae.